GGCCGGCCGACAGACGUUCGGUGGUUCUCGGCAUCGGCGAUACGUUUUGCGGCUUAGUCGGACCAUGACGAUGUUUCGCUCCGGAGGCGAUAGUGCGCUGGCCCCGGGCACGGACCGGUGGUGAACGCAUCGUUCGUUUUUGUUCACGUUCGCACGGCUCCCCUCCCUCUGCAUCUGCGUGGUGCGCGCGCGCUAUCCCUCCACCCCUCACGCAGGGUGCCGUCAACUGCGCGCCACGCCGUCUUGUCCUCGGGACGUGUCCCUGUGACACGUGAUCCGCACGACUGGGAACAACGUUGCGCGGGAACCGUUCGUGCGCGUCGUACGUAAAAAAAGCGGUCACCGUCGGCGGUGUUACGGACUCGGUGCGCUUUUUGGGUCCACGCGAGAGCUGCUGAGGAACGGCAUCGGUAACACCGACCAGAUACACCGUCCGAGCGGAGACCACCGCGAUGGCCAUGUUCCGGUCGUCGUCGUCGCUGCACGCCGUAUUCGUUUACCUGUUACUCGUCCAUAUCGUCCGGAGCUUGCACAACGUGAGCAUACAUUUCAUACCGCCGGCAGUGGAAAGAGGACAAAAUGUCAUGCUCUACUGCAAUUAUGAUUUGGACGGGGCCCCAAUGUUAUCGGUCAAAUGGUACAGAGGAAGCCAUGAGUUCUACAGGUACUCCCCCGGGAUGAUACCCACAACGCAGACAUUUCCAUUUCACGGGCUUAAUGUCGAUUUAUCAGUAUCAAAUGCCACUCAAGUAUUUCUGCGUGACGUAGGUUUCAAUUUGUCUGGAAACUUAAGCUGUGAAGUAACAACUGACGGUCCUUCAUUCAAAAUUGCAAGCGCGUCCAAACGAAUCAUUGUUGUGGGUAAGUACAAUUCAAAUGCUCAUAAUUUAGCAGUUAAAUUUGAAAUUUAUCCAAGGUACAAGGCAGAAACGUUUAAUUUAAUGCUUUGGGGAGUAGAAUUAAAAGAAAAAACAUACUUAAACAAUGAGCCACUUUCAGAGUUGUCAGAUGAAGACUUUAUUGAUAAUGAUGAAGAUGUUAUAGAUUUCAAUGCACUAUAUUCAACUCCAAUUCAUUUCACAAAUUUUCAGAAUAGGAAGCAAGAACUGAAAAAAUACCUUAGAAAGCCAAGGAGUGCAAGCAAUGAAGACAUUUUAAAAUAA
Molecule: messenger RNA, 1163 nt
Organism: Sipha flava (yellow sugarcane aphid)
Lineage: Eukaryota; Metazoa; Arthropoda; Insecta; Hemiptera; Aphididae
Exons: 4
Coding region: 453-1163 (236 amino acids)
Source: RefSeq, a predicted model, not a curated record